UAGUCCGUGGCUGUGACGAGACCAGUGGGUGCUGGGGCACCUGUGGGUGCCGGCGGUUCUCUGGCUGCAGCUGAGGGUUGACAGCUACGAGGGGCCCCUUGGAGUCUCCGUGGCUGUAGGGGGACCCUUGGGCGCUGUGGGGUUCGGUGGCUGCCAGAGCACCCUUGACGGGGGCAGCUGCUGUGGGUCCGUGGCUGUGGGGGACCCUCGAGUGCAAGCGGCUGCGUGGCUGCUGGAGGGACCCCCCCCCCCCAGACCCCUCUGCCCUCCUCUGCCUUCCCGUGGGCGCCGUGGCUGGGGCUGGGGUGAGGAGGCAGAGCUCAGACAUCACCCAGCCGCCGGCGAAGGGAGGCUCCAGCCCCCAGCAUCCGGUACCCGCGGGGAGCGCGCAGCGGCGAGAAGCUCUCUCCGCAUCCGCUCCUGCGAGCAGCGCCGCAGCCGGAGCCGCCACCGCCUUGUGCCAUGCGCUGGGGCACAGCCCUGGGCACCUGGGUGCUCCUCACCGGCCUGGCUCUGGCCAGCUGGGGUGUCCGAGGACUGGAGGUGGUUGUGAAGGAGAUCAGCGGGAAGGUGUUCCUGCAGUGUAAGGCAGACUCGAAAGAUCCAAUCACAUGGUGGAAAAAUGGGAAGUGGCUCAGAAACGAUUCCCUGCUGGACUUGGGGACAGCUCACACCGACCCCAGAGGCAGCUAUGCCUGUGCAGCAAACAACCAGAGAAGUCCCUACCUGCAGCUGCACUACCGAAUGUGCCAGAACUGCAUCGAGGUGGAUGCUCCAACCAUCUCUGGCAUCGUGCUGGCAGAUGUGGUGGCCACCAUCCUCCUGGCAGUCGCUGUCUACUGCAUCAGUGGCCAGGACAGGAGAUACAUGUCACGAGCUUCUGACAGGCAGAACCUGAUUGCCAACGAGCAGCUGUACCAGCCCCUGGGCGAGCGGGGCGACGGGCAGUACAGCCAGCUGGCAGCUGCCAAGGCCCGCAGGUGAGCUCUGAAGAGGAUGGGGCCUGGGACUCCUGCCCACCAGAAUGCCCAGGAGCACCAGGACUCUGCCCUGGCACUGCUGUUGUGCUCUCACAGCUGGCAGGAGGCUGUGGGUUUUCACCUGGAGAGCUCUGCAGCUCCUUGCCCGGGUGAGCUGCCUGUAGCGCUCUGCCCUUGCUGUGCCCUCUUGCCCUGCUGUGUUCCUCUCAUUAAAGAUGAGCUUGU
Messenger RNA from Pogoniulus pusillus (Red-fronted tinkerbird), 1205 nucleotides. RefSeq names its product T-cell surface glycoprotein CD3 gamma chain-like. Gene Ontology annotation, molecular function: transmembrane signaling receptor activity. Gene Ontology annotation, biological process: positive thymic T cell selection; cell surface receptor signaling pathway. The transcript is spliced from 5 exons. The record is from RefSeq and is a predicted model, not a curated record. Gene Ontology annotation, cellular component: alpha-beta T cell receptor complex; membrane; external side of plasma membrane. NCBI's taxonomy places the organism in Eukaryota, Metazoa, Chordata, Aves, Piciformes, Lybiidae. Bases 463 to 984 code for a protein of 173 amino acids.